Perca fluviatilis (European perch) is the source of this 2084-nucleotide messenger RNA. Its product is annotated as O-acyltransferase like protein-like. The transcript is spliced from 18 exons. The record is from RefSeq and is a predicted model, not a curated record. NCBI's taxonomy places the organism in Eukaryota, Metazoa, Chordata, Actinopteri, Perciformes, Percidae. Gene Ontology annotation, molecular function: acyltransferase activity, transferring groups other than amino-acyl groups.
CUGACAGUCCAGCACUCCACACUCAAUGUUAUGACCAUUUGGCUGCAGCAUCUGGGUGUCGUGCAGCACUGGAGAAUACGCAGGCCUUGAAUGUCUCUCAGAGAUGUACGGAGGAUACCAACACUUUCCUCUGGGAAUUGAACCAAGACGAUCCAAAGGAAUAUGCUGUUCUCAUGUACGAUGCAUUUGGAAAGAUGGGUAGCAAUGUCAAAGGAGGUGAUGUCAACCAGGCUGGCCUGCUGCAGGAGUGUCACUCUGCACACGGUCCCACCUUCUCUGGGCAGUACUGCCAGGUCUUCUUUAACAAGCCCCAGUACUUUGUGGGUAUAUGUGUUCCUGACUCCUGUGGAGAAGACGAUGUGCAAAUGCUGGUUGUUCACGGGAGACUUCAGUUUGGCCAGACAUCCCUCAUCCCUCCUUUCCCUCACAUCCUAGUCAAUCAAUCCAGUCAGGAGAUGAUCAUGACCCACUGUUUGUCCAACACCAUUUCCCCUGAUGCAUCAGAUGUUAUCUGCCUGUUUGUGUGUGGUGUAAUGGUAGCAGUACCUAUUGCGGCUACCCUGUUGACCGCUAUAAUAAGGUGGCAACAGAACAGAGAAGUCAGUCGCACAGAGGAGUCUUCCUGUUUAAAUACUGGCCUCAACCUUUUUGCAACCCUGAAGACCAAUGGCUCUCACAGUCGCGAUAUUAUUAGUAGCACUUCAGAGGAAAAUAGUAAGUACAAUGUGCAUUAUGUAAGGUAGAUGAUAAGUAAAUGUUAAACACUGAAAAGUUUGUUGAAUAUUGUCUUUCCCUCCCUGAAUGGCAUCCGUGUUCUCAGCCUGUUAUGGAUCAUGGGUGGACACACUGCAGAUUUCAGCCAAAUCAGCCUGGAUAACUACAAAGACUGGAAGAAAACCGCUGAAAGAAGCCCACUGCAUCUGUGCAGCGGGCCUAUUUAUCUGGCUGUGGACACCUUUUUAGUGCUAGGGGGUCUGCUUAGCGCGAGAUCUGUGCUGGGUGCCAUCGGCAGGGCUGAAGACAAACUGAGUCCCAGUUUGGUGGUAAACUACCUCUUCACAAGGAUUAAAAGGAUUCAACCACUGCAUAUGUUCAUUGUGUGUCUAACCAUUGGCCUCGUCUCGCUGGUCCAGUGGGGACCAUACUGGUUCAAAGGCAUAGAUGCAAUGAUGGAUUGUAAGACAAACUGGUGGACUAAUUUACUGUUGAUUAACAAUUUCUUCCCAACCGAAGAGACAUGUCUUCCUUGGACAUGGUACCUGUCUCUGGACUUCCAGUUUUAUGCCACCACUCCUUUGCUGGUCUAUUUGUACAGACUACACAGAGGUGUGUUUGUGGGUGUUGCUGGAGGACUUCUGCUGAUGACCACUGUGGCUGGUGCUGUUGUAACUGCACUCCUGCAGCUUUCAGUCUUUGUGCCAACUACAGUGCCACUUGAAGAUUAUGACUUUUAUUACUAUCUUACACCGCACACAAGAUAUGGGCCGUUUUUAAUCGGGGUCUUGACUGGAAUAUAUUUUACAACAAAGAAAGAUCAGCUGUUAAAGCAAAAGUGGCAGGCAGGACUUGGUUGUUUCUGCUGUCUGUCGCUCAUGGCUGUUGUGGUUGGAGUGGCCAACAUCCUCAGGGAGACCCCGGCCUAUCCGUCUGUACCACACACCCUCUACCAGGGGCUGCACCGGUCCCUCUGGGCUCUGGCUGUGACCUGGAUAAUAUUGGCCUGUGAGGAGGGUUAUAUGCAUCGUUUUAUCAAGAGCUUCUUGUCAUUGGAUUUAUGGGUCCCUCUUUCCAAUAUCAGUUUCUGCAGCUAUCUGAUGCAUCCUAUCUUCUUCACCGUCUACAUUGGCUUGCAAGAAACCCCAAUCCACUACACAGAUAUCAACUUUAUGUACCUGUUCCUUGGCACCCUGGUGCUCACACUGGUGGUCAGCUGUGUGUUUACUGUGCUGGUUGAGAAGCCAUACAGCAUCCUAAAAGUGAUCGACACUUCAUCGCCCUCGACACAAAUCUCUCCAUCUCCACUCGCCGUGCUCACACCCACAACGCCUUUCAAAGUCCAGGCUCCAAAAGAGAAGAGGCAGUGA